GUGACGUCGAACGGCACUGUGCAAAGGAGCAGCAGCAUGGGGGGCGGUGAGAUUGAGUCAUAUGUGCAGGACUUCAUGGUGAUCAAGCACGACCCUCUCGAGGAAGAGAUGAACCUCCAGCGACAGACGGAGCGACUCCUUGACCGAUGGCACGGCCUCGUUCUCAAAGGACGCAGAACUUCAAACGCCGACAACAUCGACUCGGUUGAAGCGCGCAUCCAGCGCAACAUCCAUCGCCACGAGAAGAUGCUAGUGUGGCUCGGCUCCAUGGAGCGCGAUCUGCAGCAUGAGGCUGUCGCGUAUGAAGACGCGUGCGCGAUGGCAUCGUCGGACCACCCAAGUCGCUUCCCCACCGCGACUGUAGUUGACGAAAGCGAGCGCAUUUUGAAGCAAAUCGACGCCCUGCUCAUGGAUCGACAGGAAUGGGAACUUUCAGCGUCGCUGUCUUCGUUGGACAUGUCCGCCACACCAACCGCGAUGCAAUCCCCCCUCUUCAUGGCGUAGAUAUAUUCACGUUCGUCGUCGCCAACUAUUUAUAAGACGAGAAUGUCGUAGUGUAUCGCCAUGCUGCAUAAUACCGUGUGAGAAAAGUGUCAUUGACUUCUUCGUUGGAUGACGAUGGGUGG
Aphanomyces astaci is the source of this 626-nucleotide messenger RNA. RefSeq lists its product as hypothetical. The record is from RefSeq and is a predicted model, not a curated record. The transcript has a single exon. NCBI's taxonomy places the organism in Eukaryota, Oomycota, Saprolegniomycetes, Saprolegniales, Verrucalvaceae. The coding region runs from base 37 to 504 and encodes 155 amino acids.